Caenorhabditis remanei is the source of this 906-nucleotide messenger RNA. RefSeq lists its product as uncharacterized. Bases 1 to 906 code for a protein of 301 amino acids. Gene Ontology annotation, cellular component: dehydrodolichyl diphosphate synthase complex; endoplasmic reticulum. Gene Ontology annotation, biological process: polyprenol biosynthetic process. The transcript has 5 exons. The record is from RefSeq and is a predicted model, not a curated record. Gene Ontology annotation, molecular function: ditrans,polycis-polyprenyl diphosphate synthase [(2E,6E)-farnesyl diphosphate specific] activity. Lineage: Eukaryota; Metazoa; Nematoda; Chromadorea; Rhabditida; Rhabditidae.
AUGGCGACGAACUUGACAGCCGACGAGGAGGCCGGCUGGUUUGUAGCUCAACAAGAGCAACCGUGGUGGCAAUGGUUGUUACGACGAUUCAUUGCAUCUGGGCCGAUUCCUCGACACGUGGCAUUUGUAAUGGACGGGAAUAGACGAUUCGCGAAAUCAAAGCAUCUGGGAAAUGUUAUAAAAGGACAUGAGAAGGGAUUUGUGCAGCUGGCUAAAAUUCUCGAUUGGUGUAACCGAUUCGGUAUUCGUGAGAUUACAGUAUAUGCAUUCAGUAUUGAAAACUUCAAACGAAGUGAAGAUGAGGUUAGUGGACUCAUGCGUCUGGCAGAAGAAAAAUUCCAAAAGUUAUUAAAUGAUUCCGAGAAACUGGAUGAAAAACGGAUUUGUUUCCGUUUCUACGGUAACCGAUCGCUACUUUCCUCUCGACUUCAGAAGUUGAUGAGUGAUAUCGAAAAAAGAACGGAGAAGUUUGAUGGAGGAAGACUGAAUGUGUGUAUGCCAUACACAUCACGGGAUGAAAUAACAAGAAGUUUUGAAACUAUUCGGAAUCAUGUGAAAGAGGGAAAAGUUGAUGUGGAUGAUAUAAAUGAAUCAAUGAUUGAUGCAUGUUUGGAUAGCGGAUGUGGUGGAACUGUUCCAGAUUUGUUCAUUCGAACUUCUGGUGAACACAGAUUAUCUGAUUUCUUAAUGUGGCAAGCAGCAGACACUCAUGUCUAUUUUGACGAUGUGCUUUGGCCAGAGUUUGGAUAUUACAACUUGUGUAAAGCAAUACUCAAUUAUCAAUACUACCGAACUACUGUCGCAAAGAUUUCUUCUCUGAAUGUAUCUGAAUAUGACGCCCCUUCCACCACGUGGAAGAUGAAAUUUAGUGGAGAUGAUCGAGAUUUGAUAGCUAUCAAAGCCUAG